Cucumis melo (muskmelon) is the source of this 1854-nucleotide messenger RNA. Its product is annotated as vanillin aminotransferase-like. The record is from RefSeq and is a predicted model, not a curated record. Gene Ontology annotation, biological process: biotin biosynthetic process. Gene Ontology annotation, molecular function: S-adenosyl-L-methionine:8-amino-7-oxononanoate transaminase activity; pyridoxal phosphate binding. Bases 108 to 1658 code for a protein of 516 amino acids. The transcript is spliced from 19 exons. NCBI's taxonomy places the organism in Eukaryota, Viridiplantae, Streptophyta, Magnoliopsida, Cucurbitales, Cucurbitaceae.
CGAUGCUUUAAAGUGUGGCCUCAUCAUCCCAGUACGGCGCACACUCUACUGCUCUUCCUUUCCUUUCUAUAGUAGUUCCAUAUCUAUUGCUUUCCCUCGAACUAGAAAUGGGCUUUAACCAGCUGCUUCGUGUGAUUACUAAUCCCAAGCUUGGUUCUUGCGCAAAAGAUGUUGCUGCUUUUAGAACUUCUGGUGAGCGGCUCAUUCAGGUUCAAUUACUUUCCCAGCAGUAUAGUACGGAAGCAUCAUUGCAAAGGGAUGAUAAUUCUACUAUUGAUACAAGAAGUGGUCAAAGCUUCAAAGGCCAUGGUAUGCUUGCUCCUUUCACUCCUGGUUGGCAGAUUGCUGAUGUGAAUCCUUUGGUCAUAGAAAGAUCUGAGGGUACCUAUCUUUACGACAUUAACGGGAAGAAAUAUCUCGACUCCCUUGCUGGUUUAUGGUCCACAUCCUUGGGGGGAAGUGAGCCUCGGCUUGUUGCUGCUGCAACCGAACAACUAAAGACACUGCCAUUUUAUCAUUCCUUUUGGAAUCGCACAACGAAGCCUUCUCUGGAGCUAACAAAAGAAAUACUAGAAAUUUUUACAGCAAGGAAAAUGGGGAAGGUGUUCUUUGCAAAUAGUGGAUCAGAAGCGAAUGAUUCUCAGGUAAAACUGGUCUGGUAUUAUAAUAAUGCACUGGGGCGACCAAAAAAAAAGAAAAUAAUCUCUCGUUUGAAAGGGUACCAUGGUUCCACACUUGUAGCAGCCAGUCUUACCGGUAUUCCAGCUUUGCAUCAACAAUUUGAUCUUCCGGUUCCAUUUGUCCUCCACACAGACUGUCCUCAUUUCUGGCGCUAUCAUCUUCCUGGUGAAACCGAGGAAGAAUUUUCGACGAGAUUAGCAAACAAUUUGGAGAAUCUUAUCCUGAAGGAAGGACCUGAAACUAUUGCUGCCUUUAUUGCCGAACCCGUUAUAGGAUCUGGUGGUGUGAUACUUCCUCCUGCAACAUAUUUUGAUAAAGUCCAAGCGGUGCUGAAGAAAUAUGAUGUUCUUUUCAUUGCAGAUGAGGUUAUUUGUGGUUUUGGAAGGCUCGGGACGAUGUUUGGAUGUGAUAAAUACAAUAUUAAGCCAGACUUGGUAUCAAUAGCUAAGGCUCUUUCUUCUGCAUAUAUUCCUAUUGGUGGUGUCCUUGUCAGUCCUGAAGUUUCAGAUGUUAUACACUCUCAAAGCAAUAAGCUUGGUAAUUUUGCCCACGGAUUUACAUAUUCUGGACAUCCCGUUGCGUGUGCUGUGGCACUUGAAACACUGAAGAUAUACAAAGAGAGAAAUAUUCUUCAGGUAGUAAAUAACCUCGCUCCAAGGUUUCAAGAUGGUAUAAAAGCCUACCAAAACAGUCCCAUCAUUGGAGAGAUAAGGGGGAUCGGAUUGAUUUCAGGCACAGAAUUCACAGACAAUAAAUCACCCAACACUCCGUUUCCUACUGAAUGGGGGGUAGCUGCAUAUUUUGGUGAAAGGUGUGAGAAAUAUGGAAUGCUAGUACGUGUCUCUGGGGAUACUAUAACGAUGAGUCCUCCCUUCUGUAUCAAACCUGAAGAAAUUGAUGAGAUUAUAAGAAUCUAUGGGAAAGCAUUGAAGGAUACUGAACAAAGGGUGAAGGAACUCAAAUCUCAACAGAAGUAGCCAACCCGACCAGAUCAAAGCAGAUUAUGUCGAAAAGUUUGUUUAAAAGAACAUGAACAUCAAGGUGAAUGUGUGAAGUGAGAGUUCUAUUUUAGUGUUUGCUCCAAUUGUUUCUGAAUAAGUAAGAAUAAACAGAAAAGUCAAAUUGGAGCUUGUGUAUUAUCUCAAUUUUAAUUGUCCGUUUCUUCUUUAUCAA